GGCGGUCAGUGGCUGGGGCGGUCAGUGGCUGGGGUGGUCAGUGGCUGGGGCGGUCAGUGGCGGCGGCAGAAUGAGCAGUUCCGUGUACCUCGUGGCUCUGGUGGUCCUGGGGGCGACAGUAUGCGCGCAGCCCCGAGGCCGGAUUCUGGGUGGCCAGGAGGCCAGGGCCCACGCGCGGCCCUACAUGGCUUCGGUGCAAGUGAACGGCACACACGUGUGCGGUGGCGCCCUGGUGGACGAGCACUGGGUGCUGAGCGCCGCGCACUGCAUGGAUGGAGUGACCAAGGCUGACUUUGUGCAGGUGCUCCUGGGCGCCCACUCCCUGUCCAUCCCUGAACCCCACAAGCGACUGUAUGACGUGCAGCGGGCAGUGCUUCACCCGCGCAGCCGGCCUGACAGCGUCGAGGACGACCUCGUCCUCCUUCAGCUAGCCCAGAAUGUGUCGUUGGGUCCCCACGUGAGACCCCUGCCCUUGCAACGCGUGGAUCAAGAAGUGGAACCCGGCACGCUGUGCGACGUGGCUGGAUGGGGCGUGGUCACCCAUGCGGGCCGCAGGCCUGAUGUCCUGCAGCAGCUGACGGUGCCAAUCAUGGACCGGACGACCUGCAAUGAGCGCGCGCACCAUGAUGGGGCAGUCACCAAGAACAUGAUGUGUACAGAGAGCAACCGUAGGGACACUUGCAGGGGCGACUCCGGCAGCCCCCUAGUGUGCAGGGACGUGGUCGAAGGCGUGGUUGCGUGGGGCUCUCGAGUCUGUGGCAACCGCAGAAAGCCAGGCGUCUUUACCCGAGUGGCAACCUACCUGACGUGGAUCGAUGACGUCAUGAAUGGUAACGUGACGGCCUGAGGGGACCCCAGAGGCACGUGGCUCACAAUAAAUGCAUGCAUCUGA
Molecule: messenger RNA, 892 nt
Organism: Apodemus sylvaticus (European woodmouse)
Lineage: Eukaryota; Metazoa; Chordata; Mammalia; Rodentia; Muridae
Gene: Cfd
Product: complement factor D
Exons: 5
Coding region: 71-847 (258 amino acids)
Biological process (GO): proteolysis
Molecular function (GO): serine-type endopeptidase activity
Source: RefSeq, a predicted model, not a curated record